Molecule: messenger RNA, 1188 nt
Organism: Arctia plantaginis
Lineage: Eukaryota; Metazoa; Arthropoda; Insecta; Lepidoptera; Erebidae
Source: the annotation of a GenBank genome assembly
AUGGAUGCUGCUGAUCGUCUGCUACAUAAUGAUAGAUUAGUGACACGUGAAUUAGAAGACGACCAGUUGUUAUUAACUGCAAAGACAUCAGGAGUCAAAUGUGAUAUAAUAAAUGAAUGCAAGGUGUUCCUAAAAGCUGAAGAUGGAGGUGGUGAUGCACAAUUGAAUACAACUGCCACUAUGAUUCAGGAUAAUCAAGAUAAUAAUAAAUUUGUUACUUCAACAACAGAUCAAAAACAGGAUUCAUCAACUGGCCAACAGAGUGAUUCAAAUCCUGAAUGUGAUAUGAAUGUUGUUCCCGAAUUGCCAAUGGAUGAAGGACUUCCAAGUACCGUGACGGUAUUAGAUACUCCUGAUGGUGGAAAAGUGUAUUUAGUGGGUACUGCACAUUUCAGCAUAAAGUCCCAAGAAGAUGUAUCCAGGGUAAUACAAGAAGUAAACCCCCAUAUUGUAAUGGUGGAGUUAUGUGAGCAAAGGACCAAUAUUCUACUAUUAGAUGAAGAAGUCAUACUUAGGGAAGCCAAGAACAUAAAUAUUAAAAAGAUCAGAGCAACGAUGGCUCAAAAUGGAGUGUUCAAUGGUUUGAUGUAUAUUCUCCUUUUGAAUAUGUCUGCCCACAUCACUCGGGAAUUAGGAAUGGCUCCGGGUGGAGAGUUCCGACGAGCAAUGGCAGAGGCAAAAAAAAUACCAAAUUGUAUCGUUCAGUUGGGCGACCGUGCAAUUGAUGUGACAUUGCACAGAGCUAUAGCAUCCUUAUCGUGGGGACAAACAAUCAAAUUUAUAUGGCACCUUCUUACGUCAAAUCAGACAAUAAGUCUGGAAGAAGUGGAAAAAUGUAAACAAAAAAAAAUGUUAGAGGAUAUGUUAGAGGAAAUGGCUGAAGAAUUCCCUGCCCUGAAACGAGUGUUUGUUGUAGAAAGAGAUAUGUAUCUCUGUCAUUCCUUGCAAGUCGCAGCUUCGCAACCACGUCGAGAGCCUUGUCGCAUCGUGGGUGUUGUCGGCAUCGGCCACGUGGCGGGUAUUGUGGAACAUUGGGGUAAAAUAACUCCAAAUGAUAUCCCACCAUUAUUACAGAUCCCGCCUCCGUCUCUAUCCACACGGGUGAUCAGAGUCUCUAUCCGCGUAGCAUGUGUAGGCGCCCUUAUCUACGCCGGGUACAAGCUCGUGCCCCGCCGUUGGUUGCCAUGA